Molecule: messenger RNA, 4547 nt
Organism: Notolabrus celidotus (New Zealand spotty)
Lineage: Eukaryota; Metazoa; Chordata; Actinopteri; Labriformes; Labridae
Product: USP6 N-terminal-like protein
Exons: 15
Coding region: 356-2809 (817 amino acids)
Source: RefSeq, a predicted model, not a curated record
CACAAAAGCCGAGAGAGAGAGAAAGUGAAGUUAAGACUACACCGACACAGUGUGAGAAGCAGAAUUAUUACUCACCAACCCUUUCUAUCAGGUACAGAGAGCUGAGCUUUCUGUUUUGACGAGGAUGAGACACGACUUGUCUGUCGGCGGAGACUGCUAUACACUCAGCAUGAAUGGGAGCAGAGACUUGUAUACAAGGACAGCCCCUUUUAGUGGUCUUCAGAUAGCGUCCCAAUAGAGACAGCGCCCCCUUGAUGUUCAAUGUGCUCAAGACGGGGUUUUAUGAGGACAGCAGGUCCAGAAGCUCAACAGAAGACGAAGAAGCAGACGGGAAAUCAGCCCCAAAGAUUUUGACAUGAAGAAGGACAUUGACACCUUGAUAGCAGAGGAACGCGCUGAAAUCAUCUCUAAAUAUGACAAGGGAAGGCAGGAGGGUGUCAACAUCGACCCAUGGGAAGAUGCUGACUACAACAUCUAUAAGGUCACUGACCGCUUUGGCUUCCUGCAUGAGAAAGAGUUGCCAACACCCAGUGCGCUUGAAGAGAAGCAAAAGCAGCAGGAGGUGGAGCGAGUGGAAAAAUGGCUAAAGAUGGUAAAGAACUGGGACAAGUACAAGAACAGUGAAAAGUUGGUGAAGCGUGUGUACAAAGGCAUCCCUCUGCAGCUGAGAGGCCAGGCCUGGGCUUUGCUGUUGGAUAUAGAGAAAAUCAAAAAAGAAAAUGACGGGAAAUAUGAGAAAAUGAAGCUGCAGGCUCGUAGCUACUCAACUGAGAUCAAACAGAUUGACCUAGAUGUCAACAGAACCUUCAGGAACCACAUCAUGUUUAUGGACCGUUUUGGAGUCAAGCAGCAAGCACUUUUUCACGUCUUGGCAGCCUACUCUGUGUACAACACGGAGGUGAGCUACUGUCAGGGGAUGAGUCAGAUUGCUGCCAUCUUGCUUAUGUACCUGAAUGAGGAGGACGCCUUCUGGGCUCUGUCUCAGCUCCUCACCAACAGCAAGCAUUCUAUGCACGGUUUCUUCAUCCCAGGAUUUCCCAAGCUGCACCGUUUCCAAGCCCACCAUGAGCGGAUCCUCUCCAAAAUGCUGCCAAAGCUAAAGAAACAUCUUGACAAGGAACAGAUGACAACUGGGAUUUACACCACCAAAUGGUUUCUGCAGUGCUUCAUUGACAGAACCCCGUUCACCCUCACCCUGCGUUUAUGGGACAUCUACGUAAUGGAGGGAGAGAAGACGCUAAAUGCCAUGGCUUAUACAAUCUUCAAGUUACACAAAAAGCGCCUGCAGAGGCUUCAGUUAGAGGACCUGAGGGAGUUUCUCCAGGAGCAGCUGGCUGUUUCUUUCUUCCUGCCUGACGAUGUGGUGGUUGAACAAUUACAGGCUUCUAUGUCGGAGCUGCGCAGUAAAAAGCUAGACCAACCUCCCUCAGCCAAGUCAGACGAGGUACCAAAGAAACCCCUGGGCCAAGAGAGACCAGUUCUCCUACGGCCUCUGCAGCCUGACUCUCCUCUGGAGGUGAAAAUCAAUCUGCAGCAUCAAAGCCAACUCGACACAGUGACCCAGAGAACAGACAGCAUGACCCCCUCCCGUCCUGAGCCCCAGCCCUCUACAACAGCUACUUUGCCUUCUCCUGAGCCCGUUGUAGUCCACACACAAAGAACACCGUCACCUCUGAGGCCUUGUAGAGCUGCUCCAUUACCUCCAAAGGUGGAAAAACCCUGUGGUGAAGACAGGUUGGAUGGAGAUGUGAAAGAGUCUUUACCAGAGCUGAGCCAUGUUGAAGAUGGGUUGCAACAGGAGAGCCAGCCUGAAGAACCAGACUCCCAGGAGUACCCCAUAGAUUGGCCUCCCCCUUAUGUGCCUCCUCCUCUGGAGGCUCUUGUCAUGCAGCCUGAGGAGGUGAUCAUGGACCUUCCAGAUCUGCCACCCCCUCCCUUAUUUUACACUGAGCAGAUUGACCAAAGUGUCCCAGAGACCCAGCACAGCUCUCCGUCCUCUCACUCAGCCUCCCCACUGGUCACUCAAAGGAAGCUAUCGCCAAAACUUUCCCCUAAACCUUCCCCAAAACCCCCCACAUCUCUGGACCUUACACAGAAAAAACCUCCUCCCUCAAAGCCUUCCCCUCCUGGUGCUUUCACCAAGCCCUCCUCCUCCUCCUCUCCUAGACUUCUUCCCCCAAAACCAACCAAGUUCCCCGUCUCCCUAUAUGUCCCAGUGUCUGCGGGAGAUCGACGGCCAUCAAACACCUCCCAGUAUGAUAACCUUUCUGAGGCCGAUGAAGAUGAUCGCUCCUUGGAGAGGCUACUGGGCUCCACACCUGAGGAAACUCCCAGCAUGCUCAGCGAGCAUCCACAUACCAUGAGCAGUGACUACGACCCUGCUCUCUACCCUCUGCCACCGCCGCCUGUGUUCAUUCCUCCUUCACCCUCUCCUCUUCCUCCCUCGCUAUGCGUUCUUCCCAGUUUGCCUCAGGAGCCAGAGUAUGAAGGAGACGGCAGCUGGGUGGAGAACUCCAUCAUCCCCCCUCCACCGGCCAGUUUUGCUGACAGACUCAGUCCCUUCCAGUGUAAUGCUGUCAGCUGUUCAGACGCACACAGAGCCACCUCGCCUGGUUACUCCAAGCCUUUCUCCAGGGGGCCCAGGGACCAUUCUGCUUUUCCAGCACCCCUGUUGUACACAGGGUCUCCCCCAGGCCACUCUAGGCCUUCAGGACAGCCGGCAGUGGGGGUGCCCUUGGUGCGAUCCAGCCCAGACUUUUGCAGGAUGCCUCCAGGAGGACAGCAGCUGCCCAAAUCAGUGACCUUUUGAAUUUUCCAAGUUCUGUUCAAGUGUUACUGAUUCCUCCUCCAUGAUUCAAACUCUGUUAAAGCUUGAUUAGGUUUCAAAGCCAUGUAAGAAGUAAAAGGCCAGUAUCUAUUCCGUGUGUCAAAGGUGUAUGUGCAUGUGUGUGUGUUGUGUGAGAGGACUUUUUAUUUACUGAUUUGUACAGAUUGUUGAGACUUGCAGCUUUGUAAAAAAGUGCCGUUCUUUUUCUAAAUGUCAAACUUGUAUUUAAACUACUGUCUGUGUUACUGUUUGCUGCACAAAAAGUGAGUGUAGGAAGAAUUGGCUUUUCGUUCAGAUGAUGGUAAGGAGAAAAACUACACAGAAAUUAGUUGACCUAAUUCCAGCUGCAGUUUUAACCUUUACCUCGCCUCCAGUUUGUUCCAACAAAGUGUCUUAACCUUACUGCAGUUCACCAAGUGUAGCAACUCUUAACACAAGGGCUUCUUAGGCUGCAGAGUUAAAGGAGAUCUUGUCUUUAGCCCCUAAACUCUUUAUUCAGCUGCAAACUGUGAGCAGGCUCACACCACUUAUCAGUAAUGGUUAAUUAAAUGCAGUUUUUUUUUACUGUCUGCAGGUCAAUACUUGAUUACCAGGAACCACUUAACAGGGCUGCACCACAGCUGCUUGCAUGCAAAUUGGUAACCACCAGCAGCAAGGAGACAAGGUGCUGUAUGUCACUGGUGUUAACACUGAAGCUAGUGUCAAUCAUAUGAAACCUGCUCAGGUUUCUUUUUCCCCACCCAUGUCGCAGUGGGUUCACUCUGGUGUCCUUCUGCUUAUCUUUUUAAAGUGAUUCUGGAAGGUGCUGUCCUUUUCAAAGACAUGGUUUCAGUGUUAUAUCUGUGUCAGACACUUUGUUUCAUGUGUAUAUAUGCAUGCAAGGUUUAAUAGGGUAGAAGAAUAAGACUUGACAGAAGGAGUGCAAAAUACUGUCACCAUACACUUUUGUUAGUCAAUAUCUUUGUUGCAAUAUUUGUGAAGUGCAGCUCCACCUAGUGGUCAGAAAUGUUAUAGAUUGACGGUAAUUGGCUUUAAAUGUCCAGAAGUUAGAGAGGGGUUUUAGGAUGCUCUGAAAUUAUCUUAUUUAUGAACGUGCACAACUUAAUUUUACAUAAGGAAAUAUUGAAAGGCACAGAGUACAAAAUACACUGUUUUAUACAUGCACAGUCAGGGAGGAGGGGGAAAGCUACAAUUAUACAUAUGCACAAACAAGUUUAAAGACACUGUAGUAACAGAAGUGUCAGAGCAAAAGAAAUGGAAGUUGAGCCAUAACAGUUUGUUCAAGGACCUAAGAGACAAAGGGUUUGUAUUAUUGUUACAUUCAUUAUAUUAUAGUAUAUGCUAUGUCUAAUCAGUAGUUUGGGUUAUUUUGCACUGACCUUUGUCGUUGCCAAGAGGUUACAAUUUUUUGUAAGUACUCAGUUUUCUAACGGAGUUCCAGGUUACUGCUAAAGAGUCCUUUUACAAAGUGAUGUUUAACAGUUCAUGAACUUUGGUCUGGCUGCUUGGAUUUUCACACAAGGGUUUGGAUCCUGGCCUGCAUGAAAGUAUGAUUGGCUAGCAGGAGUAUCUUUUUUUUUUUAAGUCAUGUGACUUGAAUACCAAUAAUGCAUCACUGCUCCUUCUAUGGAUCCACUUUAAAUCAAUGAUUCAGCUCAGACCAAAGUUUGUGUACAUUUAUGCAACUACUUAUUGGAGUUUUAUAAAGAGAUAAACCUUG